ACUGUCUUCAGACCCGUCUGUCAGUGCGUCUGUGGCCGGUCGGUAACUCCAGCUCCUCCACUUCUUCUGCUUCACUUCACUUCCACCGAGAACCAACAGCCAUCAUGAGGGAGAUCGUGCACAUCCAGGCCGGACAGUGCGGUAACCAGAUCGGUGCAAAGUUCUGGGAGGUGAUCAGCGACGAGCACGGCAUCGACCCAACAGGAACCUACCAUGGAGACAGCGACCUGCAGCUGGACAGGAUCAGUGUGUAUUACAAUGAAGCCACUGGUGGGAAGUACGUGCCCAGAGCCAUCCUUGUCGACCUGGAACCAGGCACCAUGGAUUCAGUCCGCUCCGGACCCUUUGGGCAAAUCUUCAGACCUGACAACUUUGUCUUUGGUCAGAGUGGAGCCGGAAACAACUGGGCAAAAGGCCACUACACAGAGGGGGCAGAGCUGGUGGAUUCAGUCCUGGACGUGGUGAGAAAAGAGGCCGAGAGCUGCGAGUGUCUGCAGGGUUUCCAGCUGACACACUCCCUGGGGGGAGGCACAGGCUCCGGCAUGGGCACCCUGCUCAUCAGCAAGAUCAGAGAAGAGUAUCCAGACCGCAUCAUGAACACCUUCAGCGUGGUGCCCUCCCCUAAGGUUUCAGACACGGUGGUCGAGCCGUACAACGCCACGCUGUCAGUGCACCAGCUGGUAGAAAACACAGACGAGACCUACUGCAUUGACAACGAAGCUCUUUAUGACAUUUGCUUCCGCACUCUCAAACUCACCACGCCUACCUACGGUGACCUCAACCACCUGGUUUCCGCCACCAUGAGCGGUGUCACCACUUGCCUGCGUUUCCCCGGCCAGCUGAACGCCGAUCUGAGGAAGCUGGCAGUCAACAUGGUUCCCUUUCCCCGUCUGCACUUCUUCAUGCCCGGCUUUGCCCCUCUGACCAGCCGGGGGAGCCAGCAGUACCGCGCCCUGACGGUGCCCGAGCUCACCCAGCAGGUGUUUGAUGCCAAAAACAUGAUGGCGGCUUGCGACCCUCGCCACGGGCGCUACCUGACGGUGGCCGCCGUGUUCCGUGGCCGCAUGUCCAUGAAGGAGGUGGACGAGCAGAUGCUGAACGUCCAAAACAAGAACAGCAGCUACUUCGUGGAGUGGAUCCCCAACAACGUGAAGACGGCUGUCUGUGACAUCCCGCCACGCGGCCUCAAGAUGGCCGUCACCUUCAUUGGCAACAGCACAGCCAUCCAGGAGCUGUUCAAGCGCAUCUCUGAGCAGUUCACCGCCAUGUUCCGCCGCAAGGCUUUCCUCCACUGGUACACCGGCGAGGGCAUGGACGAGAUGGAGUUCACAGAGGCCGAGAGCAACAUGAACGACCUGGUGUCCGAGUACCAGCAGUACCAGGAUGCCACGGCCGAGGAGGAGGGAGAGUUUGAGGAAGAGGUGGAAGAGGAUGCCUAGAAAAAAAAAGAAAGAAACAAAAGUGAUGAAACAUGAGCUGAAGAUGAUAGAAGAAGAUGAUAGAAGAAGAAGAAGAAGAAGAAGCUCAAACCAAAAUGAAAAAAAUCUCAAAAAAAGUGAAAAAAAAAAUGUGACAUGAAACGAAGGAACGUAGAAGAACAGAUGAAGCAGGAAGGUCUGAACCGGUGAAUGGAGGAAGAGAAGUGACGACGAGACUGAAAGAUGAACGUAGGCAGAGAGGUGAACGAGCAGCAGGAUGAAGACGAUGUGACCAAAUUAAUGUGCCAUGGUUUACAGUUCAUUGUGACGCCAUGUUGGCUGGUUUACCGAGACCCGCCUCCCAAAAUCCCUUUACGCCAGGACCACGGGCCAGUUGCACAAAACACCUGAAGUUGAUUAAACCAUUGCACAAAAGACCUUAGUGACCAAACUAUUGGAAAAACGUAAAGGUACUUCUAUGUGAACUGCACCCAUAAUGACGAGGAACUAAUUUUACAUUACACACUCCUUUGAUGUUAGCAGCUUCCCAAAAGUGAUGACAGGUAUCACAAACAAAUGGUCUCCAUGGAAACAGUAGAACUUUACAGCUGUAAAAUCUCUUUCGCUGCUGUAAAUUACUUAACUUUUUUCCUUUAACUAAGGAAACAUCUUAAGAGACUCUGUGCUUAAGUAACUCCCUCAGCUAAGGAGAAAUUAAACCUUAAGUUUCAUACCUAAGUAGAAAACUUAAGGUGUUUUGUGCAACUGGCCCCAGGUCUUGUAGCAAAUGCACAAGAAGCACUUCGCACACUUCACUGUCAUCACGUAGGAUUGUCUCUCAACAAAGUAAACAUGGGCGGCUUUUAACAAGUGUUUUGUUAAAUGGUUGAAUUACAAUUAUUGCACUCACUUCACUUAUUGUUAUGACAUCAGAAAUGAAAUCUAUGGACUUAUCUGUUCCACAGUUAAAGCACUUCAACUAGGGUGAUGUCAGAGAGCGUCAGUGGCUGUAAUCAUAUUGUUUUGGGGAAACCAGGUCUGUAACCUGAAAGUCGGCUUCAGAAACAGGAAUCAUGCCAUUUAUAAGUGUUAAAUGCUUUUAUCAGUGUUAAUUUCUUUUGCAGUUAAAUUCCACUCUCAGAGAUAAAUGUGAAUCUGUGCAGUAGGUGAGAAAACUGAAAACUGUCAGUAUUGUUUUUCCUCACUCAGGUCUGAACUUUUAAAUAAAUUGGAUGACCACACAAAAUUGAAAAUAAGUGUCAAAAGGCUCAAAUUCAACAUAUAUUCCAUCAGUAAUCAAUCCAAUCAAAACAAGGGUUUUUUUCAAACAAAUUCCCACAGUUUUAAUGCAGCAGUAGCAGUUUGAGGGUUUUUCUUAGACGCCAGCCAACGUCAUGAGGAGGAUCUCGCACUGCAGAUGCUCAAAGCUCAGCUCAGGUGAUGGAAAGAAUAUCAGCUUUAGCUUUAACCUGUUUUCCAUUUCUUACUAUUUGGCUGCCUGAUAUCUGAGCUCAGUUUGAUUAUAAGCGUCUCUGCUUUUGUUGGAUCAGAGCCAGGUAUUAUAUUUACAUUUUGCCUGUGACCUCCAUGUGUUCUUUAAUCUACAUUUUUUAUAAAUUUCAUGGGACUUCAAACUUAGACUAAAAAUGUAUGUAAGGAAAAUAUCAGCAGUUACAACUGGACAGCAGUUCUAUCACCUGCAUCUUUUUCCAUUCCAAGUAUUAAAAUCAUGGAGAGAAGAUGAAGAAUUCAUUUUUAUCUCAUCACAAUGAUCAUUUCCAGCAUUUUUCUGAAUUAAAUCUCACUGCCCAAAAAUGUUCAGUUCAACAGCUCUACUUCUGCUGCUUCUGUAUAUUUGAUAAUACACCAAGUCAUUUUAAGGCUUUUAUUAUGAAGGAUUGAUCAUGAUUUCAUGAUUGAAAUGGUAAAAUACCAAUUUGCAGCUUUAUAUUUCUUUUAUAAUAAAACUGCAAAUUGGUAUUUUUACUUUAGUUUUAUUUUUGUUGUUUCCACUCUGAGCCACUACAGUAUUAAUUCAAAUCACACACAGGUAUGUGAACUUUCUCUUUACUCUUUACUGUGUGUCUGUGUGUGUGUUUCUGUGCUAUUGUUUGUUAGAACCUUUUUUUAAAUUCCUGUACAACAGUUUCAAUUUGGAUCCCACUGACUGUGAAAUGUUUUGGGAGAAAUAAAAAGGCAUUUAAGAAAAAAAAA
Messenger RNA from Seriola aureovittata, 3632 nucleotides. RefSeq names its product tubulin beta chain-like. NCBI's taxonomy places the organism in Eukaryota, Metazoa, Chordata, Actinopteri, Carangiformes, Carangidae. Gene Ontology annotation, molecular function: GTPase activity; structural constituent of cytoskeleton; GTP binding. The coding region runs from base 105 to 1439 and encodes 444 amino acids. The record is from RefSeq and is a predicted model, not a curated record. The transcript is spliced from 5 exons. Gene Ontology annotation, biological process: mitotic cell cycle; microtubule cytoskeleton organization. Gene Ontology annotation, cellular component: cytoplasm; microtubule.